UCCUCCAUCACCAGACGCCUGAAAAGGAUCCUCUGUUUUUCGCGAUCGAAGAGACAACUUGACAGUCACUCGGUCUAUGGAACUGAGAUUUUGAUCUCUUCUUUCGACCUUCACCCCUUGACUCUUUCUUCGUCUUUGCCUCUUCACCAGCCAAGACACGAACACGACCAGCAUGUGACCUCCGACGGAAAGCGCUCAAGGAUUUGCCUGCGAGUGGGGCGGAUGCGUCAGGUCGCGCAACAAUUGGCUUAUUUGAGGGAGGGCAAUCGGCGACUACCAGACGACGGGCUACGAGGGUAUCACCGCCUGAUACGGGGACUGCGUCAACUGAGGAUGAGGAGUUGUACAUCUCGCCCGAGAGCGCCUUCCUUUCGGCCUUGAAGCCGCAUUUCCGCACAAAACGAUCCCCAAAGUGCCAGUUACGAAUGACUAGUUCUGGCUGCUGUCAUUCGCUCUGUCCCAUCCGCUUGGUCGUUUUCUCCAUGUGCCUUCCCCUCUCGUCUAGACCAAGGCACAAUGACGACGCUCCCUAGCUUGUUUUGCCGAGAAUUACACCGGUGUUUCCAUACAUUCCACCCCUGGGCAUUCUCCCCAUAAAUUUCGGCCUUCUCUCCCAGCGUUCUCCCACCCAUCUUUCUCUGGAUUCUGCCAUCGCAAGCCGUGCACUAUUUCUAUGCCACAAAACGCUCUGUUUCGUUCCUGGUAUCCUUAAAAACUCAAAUCACACCACCUAUACGGCCUCGGAAAUGAAUUCACAGAGAUGUGCCGCGGUCGUCGUGGGAGCCGGCCCCGCCGGUCUUGCCGUUAUGGGGAAUCUGUUGGAGAAACAACUAGGAGGGAAGAUCGCCUGGAUUGAUCCAUCCUUCCAGGCUGGUCGGGUGAAUCGCAAGUACCGUGAAGUGCCUAGCAACACCAAAGUCGCUCUGUUCCAAGCGUAUGCCACAGCAGUCCAGCCUUUCCGCUCCGUAAUCUUAGGCACCCGUAUCCCUAGUCCAUUCUCAACGAUGGCCAAACUCGAUCAGGAGAAGACCUGUCACCUGCAUCAUGCGGCAGAUAUGGUCCGUGCCUUGACAGAUGGCAUCACCAAGAUGGACCAGGUUUAUGCGUGUCGGGGGUAUGUCACGGCUGCCAACCUGGUAGAGAAUACGUCGUCUUGGACUGUUCGGAUCCAACGCGCGGACCACCUCGACGAAGUUGAGGUCAUUACCCCUAGACUCAUCUUGUGUACGGGAUCAUCGCCGACAGAGGUGCCGAUUCCUGUGUGUGGACAGCACAUCGAGAGGUUGGAUCUAGAUGUAGUGCUCAAACCUAGUGACCUCGUCUCGUAUCUUCCCCGCAGUGAGUCCCAGACUGUGGGGGUUGUCGGAGCUUCCCAUAGUGCCAUUCUGGCACUCCUCAACCUGGUAGAUCUGGCCCGCAGUACCCACCCCCAGCUCCGCAUUAAGUGGUUCACUCGGCAUCCACUGAGGUAUGCCGAGUACAUGGAUGGCUGGAUUCUGCGGGACAACACCGGUUUGAAGGGUUCUGCCGCUGACUUUGCGCGGCAACAGCUGGAGGAGGACAAGCUCCCUCAGUCCGAAGCCGGCCUGUUCAUCACCAAGGUGGACUGCGGAGGCGGCCAGGAAGCCACGCAAUAUGAGCGGCAUCUGCCAUCGUGCACCCACCUGGUGCAAGCUGUAGGAUUUACUCGGGAUCCCCUUCCUGAGUUGUCAGUGAAUGGUCAUCUCCUCGACCCUGAAUUUGACUCGGCGUCCGGUGGCUUCCAUGAUACGACUGGCCGUGUCAUCCCGGGUUUGCAUGGAGCAGGAAUUGCAUUCCCGGAACGAGUGGUCGAUCCCUACGGCAAUGUCGAACAUGCUGUUGGGUUCUGGAAGUUUAUGAAAUUUAUCAAGAGAGUCAGUCCCCAGUGGGCAGCAUGAUGGUGGUUUUCUUUACCUAAUGAUUCCCCUUUACUUUGUCUUGAUUUCUUGGUAUUAUUAGCGUCAUCAGUUGUGAAUAGAAUUUCCAUUCUAAUAUGCAAGGUGUUUUUAUACUGGA
This is a messenger RNA of Aspergillus caelatus, 2037 nucleotides long. RefSeq lists its product as uncharacterized. The record is from RefSeq and is a predicted model, not a curated record. The transcript is spliced from 3 exons. Lineage: Eukaryota; Fungi; Ascomycota; Eurotiomycetes; Eurotiales; Aspergillaceae. The coding region runs from base 747 to 1919 and encodes 390 amino acids.